Messenger RNA from Macrosteles quadrilineatus (aster leafhopper), 558 nucleotides. Its product is annotated as probable salivary secreted peptide. Bases 64 to 480 code for a protein of 138 amino acids. The transcript has 2 exons. Lineage: Eukaryota; Metazoa; Arthropoda; Insecta; Hemiptera; Cicadellidae. The record is from RefSeq and is a predicted model, not a curated record.
AGUGAUUCACAACCAGAGGGAUAAGUUACAGCGUUGACGUUGAUAAGCGCAGAGUUAACCAAGAUGGCGACCUUGACAGGUGAUAAGACGUUCGCAGCUGUGUGUUUGUUGCUGUUGGUGUUGGCAACGGAAGGCAGAUCAUACGAUGUCAAAGAUGGACGACACAACAUCACCAUGGGCCACAGACUGGGCCGCCCACCCUACAAUGAUUUCCUGAUCAUCCAUGACAACCCAGUACUAAAAAGUUCCUGGUUCAGAGUGCAGUCACAUGACGUGUGCUACCCUCGCCCAGGGUUCGACACCAACCGCAAGUUCUCCAUUACUGCCUUCAACGUGACAGACCGAAUUCCAGCAGGGGAGGGAGGCUACGCCUUCGUCACCUGGGGAGGAGUUAACACGGGGAAGCUGUGUCUGCACCUCAAAACCCAGAGAGGGAACGGCUACAACUUCUCUAUUGAUAUUUGGGGCUACUACAUCUAAAAUAGGUCUUAACUGUUUACAAUGAAUUCAAGUGUUACAAUGAAGUACAAUAGUUGUAUAUUAAACGCAUACCUUAUA